CCAUCAAACUGAUCUGAAGAUCGAAAAUAGGAGGGCUUAUAGUAAUCAGCCCUUCAGACUCUCAUGACAAGGAAAAGUGUGGCAACGUUGUGGGAGCGCUCGGCACACACAGUAGGACUGGCGCUGCGCGCUCAGCGCAUAACCAACCAGAUAGCGCGCAGAGAGAAAGACAGAGACGAGGACGGUAGCAGCAUCCCGUGACGGAUGCAUUUUUUAGCUAAAAUCGAGCCUUGUGGAGACUGACAACACCAAUAGACAGAGAGAAGCCGGACGGAAAAUAAAGCCCUUUCUUUUUGGAGGGAUUUGAACACAGUGCCGUUGCGCUCUCGUCUCCUCCGGAUGCUCAGAAAUGGGGGAAUGGACUAUACUAGAGAGGCUCCUGGAGGCUGCUGUCCAGCAGCACUCUACUAUGAUCGGAAGGAUCCUACUAACAGUGGUGGUCAUCUUCCGGAUUCUAAUCGUAGCGAUAGUUGGAGAGACUGUCUAUGAUGACGAGCAGACCAUGUUUGUUUGUAACACCUUGCAACCGGGUUGCAACCAGGCAUGCUACGACAAGGCAUUCCCCAUUUCACACAUUAGAUAUUGGGUUUUUCAAAUCAUCAUGGUGUGCACUCCGAGCCUUUGUUUUAUCACAUACUCGGUGCAUCAGUCGGCCAAGCAGAAGGAGCGGCGCUACUCAACAGUCUAUCUGACACUAGAUAAGGAUCAAGAUUCGCUGAAACGAGACGAGAGCAAAAAGAUAAAGAACACCAUUGUUAAUGGAGUACUUCAGAACACAGAGAACUCCACCAAAGAAGCCGAGCCAGACUGUUUAGAAGUCAAAGAGAUCCCCAAUUCGGCCAUGAGAACUACAAAGUCCAAAAUGAGGAGGCAAGAGGGCAUCUCCAGGUUUUACAUCAUCCAGGUGGUUUUCAGAAACGCGCUGGAAAUAGGCUUUUUGGUGGGUCAGUAUUUCUUGUAUGGAUUCAACGUCCCCUCGGUGUAUGAAUGUGAUCGCUAUCCCUGCAUAAAAGAUGUCGAGUGCUACGUCUCCAGACCCACGGAGAAGACAGUGUUCCUGGUCUUCAUGUUCGCUGUCAGUGGGUUUUGUGUGGUGUUGAACCUGGCAGAACUCAAUCACUUGGGCUGGCGGAAAAUCAAAACUGCCGUGCGAGGCGUGCAGGCUCGGCGAAAGUCCAUUUAUGAAAUCCGAAAUAAGGACUUGCCAAGGAUGAGUGUGCCUAAUUUUGGUCGCACUCAAUCCAGUGACUCAGCUUAUGUGUAACACACGUGGAAGAAAACAUGUAAAAAAACAAAAACAAAAAACAAAAACCAUGAUGGACAUGAUGGACAGCUGUGCACGCCGAAUUCGUGUCAUGACUUAAAGAGUGGGCAAUUUUUUUUUUAAUUUGUUGGUCUUUGACAGACUUCAUGGCAAGCGUGGAUUACACGUUUGUUUACUUAUUUAUUCUUGCACUGAUGCAACUUUUUAGUAACGUUUAUACUCUGUAGGAUGGUAAACGGAGACCAUGUUAACGUGUUCACAUAUUUACUCUGGGGCUGUUCUGCUGUACUUGAAGAGAGUAAAUGCAAAAAUAAUUGCACUAAGAGGUGAACACUUGAGAGCCUGACCUUAUCCAAAUGUGCUACUGACCUGACGGUGUUUUUAAGACAUUUUCUUUCCACCUGUUUUGUUUUUGGCACCAACCUAAUUAAAUGGCACCAUACAAAGGAAAAAAAAAUCAACCACCCAGAUUUAUAUAUAAAUAUAGAUAUAUAAAUCCUUACUGACUAUGGUUCAGCGUAGAUAAAACACAUCAGCUUACUUCAUGUUUUUUGUUGCCUGUGUUGCACCACUGACCUUAACACAUGUAUCCAUUCCACUGCUUAAUAGCUAACUUGCAAAACAGUAUCUGGUGAAUUUGCUGCAAAACGCUAACGUCUGUGAUUUCCUUAAUUUAUGACACACCAAAGCGCCCACUGCUUUUAUUUGUGAAGUGUUUUCUUGCUUUUGUGUAAUCAAGUGCCAUACUUGUAUAUAGACAUAAUAUAUAUAUAUAUAUAUAUGUAUACAUAUGAAUAUAUAAAUAUAUAAUAAUCAUCAUGAAAGCCGAUUCCCUGCUUGGAUUAUGCUAAAUACCGCCUAAUUUCUUAUUUGCUUUAAAUGUAUUUGUUGUGAUUUAAACGAAAAAGAAAAGAGAUAUAAAAUUUUAUCUGUUUUAUUUUGCAAAUGACUGGAAGAAGAAAUGAAGUGCUACUCUUUUUUUAUAUACAAGAAAGAAAUGUCUCUCCCCAAACCGAGCUGAUAAAAACUGAAAAAUAGCACAAAAUUGAAAUUUUUAUCAAAGAACGGGCAAUAGAAAUCUGCUCUGGUGCUACAGUUUUUCAUAGAAUGGUUUUAAAAUGUAACCGAAACAGAUCAGAAAAAAAACUAACAUCUUUUUUUUCUGUGGAAA
Oreochromis aureus is the source of this 2435-nucleotide messenger RNA. It is a transcript of the gene gjd2b, whose product is annotated as gap junction protein delta 2b. The record is from RefSeq and is a predicted model, not a curated record. Gene Ontology annotation, biological process: cell communication. The transcript is spliced from 2 exons. Bases 350 to 1264 code for a protein of 304 amino acids. NCBI's taxonomy places the organism in Eukaryota, Metazoa, Chordata, Actinopteri, Cichliformes, Cichlidae. Gene Ontology annotation, cellular component: connexin complex.